This is a messenger RNA of Miniopterus natalensis, 2613 nucleotides long. Lineage: Eukaryota; Metazoa; Chordata; Mammalia; Chiroptera; Miniopteridae. The record is from RefSeq and is a predicted model, not a curated record.
GAGUUGCAGGGACGGGUUCCUUCCCUUUGGGAAAUGAGUGCUCGGCUGGUUCGCGCGGGGUACGCGGGGCAUUUUCGGAGCCUCCGCGCGUCUUGCGGGCUCUUGCAAAUCUGCCCUUGUUGCCUGCUUUUUCCAGCGCCCCAGGCCGUUCUGCCCCGCGAGGGAAACGGAGCCGUUGACCAUGGUUGCAACUGGCAGUUUGAGCAGUAAGAACCCGGGCAGCAUUUCAGAGUUGCUGGACCAUGGCUUCCACCCGGGGAGCCUGCUGAACGAUUUUGACUACUGGGAUUAUGUUGUUCCUGAACCCAACCUCAAUGAGGUGAUAUUUGAGGAGACAACUUGCCAGAGUUUGGUUAAAAUGCUGGAGAACUGUCUGUCCAAAUCAAAGCAAACGAAACUCGGUUGCUCAAAAGUCCUUGUCCCUGAGAAACUGACCCAGAGAAUUGCUCAAGAUGUCCUUCGCCUCUCCUCCACGGAGCCCUGCGGCCUACGAGGGUGUGUCAUGCAUGUGAACAUGGAAGUGGAAAAUGUAUGUAUAAAGCUGGAUAGGAUUGUGUGUGACUCUAGUGUGGUGCCCACUUUUGAGCUUACACUCGUGUUUAAGCAGGAGAACUGCUCAUGGACCAGCCUCAAGGACUUUUUCUUUAGUCGAGGUCGCUUCUCAUCCAGCCUCAGACGAACUCUGAUCCUGAGCUCAGGAUUUCGACUUGUUAAGAAAAAGCUUUACUCCUUGAUUGGAACAACAGUCAUUGAAGAAUGCUAAAAGGGAAACAUAUAAAGGGUCCUUUUUAUGAUUGGAUAAUAAACUGCAGCUGCUCAGUUACAGUCAUUGUAGUUUGCCCUGCCUGCUCUCAAACAAGAAACCCCAAAUCAAGUUCAUCUUCUGUAUUUCAUAGUCACAGCAACCCCAACUAAAGGGAUUAUUUUGUGGCUUUUGAGAAAUGACCCCUUUGUCUGUAUUAUAUCACUUUUUUUUUUUUUUUACAAAAUGGAAUGGAAUGCAAUAACGAAGGAAAAGGAGGAGUCCACUUUAGUUUUGUAUUUGACUGCACAAAGUUUUCUGUGUAGUCUUGCUAAUAUACUAUUAAACCAACUUUGUUUAGUUUGAUUUUCAUAUGGCUUUUUUUCCGUAAGUUUCCAAAAUGAUCCUAUCAAUUACAGAAUUUUACUGAAUGAUGCUUAGUCCAUCAAAAUUUCCAAAAGCCCACACCACCAAUUUCUACUCUAGUUUAAAGGGUUCUUACACAAAAGGUUAGAAUUAAGUGGGUGAGAGAUUAAAACUUAACGCCAUGCAAGAGUGAAUGAGAAACAUCACUGGGAGAACAGAACUGCUUCACUGUUUCUUGACAUCCUCUCCACUCUCCUGUUUGUUUUUUGUUUGUUCUUGUUUUUUUAAAGAUUUUUUAUUGAGAUGGAAAGAGAGAAGCAUCAUUGUGAGAGCAAAACAUGGAUUGGCUGCCUCCUGCAUGCCCCUUACAGGGGAUUGAGCUCACAGCCCUGGCAACCUUUCCAGGCAUGGGAUGACCACCAGCCAACUGAGCCACACCAGCCAGGGUUCCCUCUUCUGUUUUAAAGAGGUGGCAAAAGCUAGAGCUGCCACUUUAGUAACCACAGUAUUGUUUUAAAUAACUUUAUGGUACAUAUAAUAUAAGCUCAGUUUUUCUAGUUCUCAAGUGUCUUUAAACUAGAAAAGAAUGGAAAAUGUCAAACUUAUUUUGCACGUAGUUGAUUACAAUAUGUGAAUGCAUACGGGGAUAGGACCUGAGUUCUCAGAUCCCAUCCCGUUCUCACUCACUUGGUAAUCUAGCUGCUUUUUACUAUUACUUAUGCUUAAUCUCAGAUGAACCCUCUCACCAGUCAGUGUUAUCUCAUCCCUGGCCUCUCCUGGGAGCUCAAGUACCUCUCCUUGACCCAUUCUUCAAAGGAGAUAGCUGCAGACCACCACUGUUCAUUAAGUUGGGUCUGUUGCGACAGACUAGAGAAUGAAAACGGCCUAGUUAACCAGUUACCGCACCCAGCUUUCUUCAGCCUCGGGCACCUGUACCUAGAGAGCAAUAAAGGCCUUAUUUUUUUUCUUGUUCCUACAACCUAGAUCAUUAUUCUUUUUUUAUGCUGAUGAGAGAAUAUUACCUCCACACUACAAUGUUCAUUUCCACAAGGCCUUCACAUCCUUACUGUCGGUCACGAGUGAGGACUUGAUUCAGAUCUUCUGCACAAGCUACCAGAGCCACUUUACAUGCCUGAGGGCGUAGGGACUGAUAGAUGUCGGGCUUCACCCUGGCGUAACUCCAAAGCAGGAAUAUCUUGUUACCGAUCCUAUGAGUGACCUAGACCCUCACUAUUCACAAAGCCCUCGCUAGAACCGGGCCAGCUUAAGUCAACCUUGUUUUGCAUAUCUAUUAUUGGUUAGCGCUCUGAAGGUCCCUGGUUCUGUGGGUGAGGCUUCUCAGGCAGGAUGUAGGGCUGUUGUCCCUUUUCCUCUAACAGCUGUCUUUGACUUGUCUUUUAUGCUCACAAAGUGGUGACAAUGGCUUAUGGAGACUCUUAAUUAAUAUUUCUGUUCAAGGAAAUUAAAGCUUGUCUAUUUUUGACAAUAAAGCAUCCUAUAUUUUU